Molecule: messenger RNA, 4553 nt
Organism: Bubalus bubalis (water buffalo)
Lineage: Eukaryota; Metazoa; Chordata; Mammalia; Artiodactyla; Bovidae
Gene: MCHR1
Product: melanin concentrating hormone receptor 1
Exons: 3
Coding region: 639-1700 (353 amino acids)
Biological process (GO): neuropeptide signaling pathway
Cellular component (GO): membrane; neuron projection
Molecular function (GO): neuropeptide binding; melanin-concentrating hormone receptor activity
Source: RefSeq, a predicted model, not a curated record
ACCUCUGAGCACCAGCCAAAGGGCUCAACAGCCAGCAACUCCACAGUUUGGAAUCCAUGGGGCGCUGGGAAGGGGCCUUGGGUGUCCUGGAGGCGGGCAUGCCAGUGGUCCAAGCCUUCCCUUCCCAAGCUCCCAGCACAGCGACCCCAGCCCCUGCCCAGCGGCCCAGGCCCAGGCUACCGGGGGUGAGGGGCUGGGCCAGGCUCCCUUCCUCCUCCACAGGGAGGCAGCCCAUUGCCUCUGGAGAGACUGGAGCCUCGCGGGCAGCCAGCAGCACCCCCGGUGGCACAGGAGACACGGCCCCACGUGCAGGAGGGAAGGAAGCCCGGUCCCCGAUGGGGUUGACCGGCCGGCUGGGCUCUGCAGGCAGUCGGAAGCCAGAGCUGCGGCGCAGGACUGAAGAGGUUAACGCGCAUCUGCCUCCGAAUGUUAAUGUGUCUAGGUGAUGUCAGUGGGAGCCGGGGAAGGAGGGAGGGGAGAGCAGUGGGGAUCGCAGGCGGCGGAGACUGCCGGGCAGCCCGAGGAAGACCCCCCUUCCGGACUGCGGGGCUCCUGGGGCCCGGACUCGGGACCGGCGCGGGAGGCUGCGGCAGCCUGCGUGGGUGGACGGGCGAGCGGGCACCCCCGGCGCUGGCGGGAUGGACCUGGAAGCCUCGCUGCUGCCCACCGGCCCCAAUGCCAGCAACACCUCGGAGAGCCCUGAUAACCUCACUUCGGCCGGGCUGCCUCCUCGCACAGGGAGCAUCUCCUACAUCAACAUCAUCAUGCCUUCGGUGUUUGGUACCAUCUGCCUCCUGGGCAUUGUCGGGAACUCCACGGUCAUCUUCGCGGUGGUGAAGAAGUCCAAGCUGCACUGGUUCAGCAAUGUCCCAGACAUCUUCAUCAUCAACCUCUCAGUGGUGGACCUCCUCUUCCUCCUGGGCAUGCCCUUCAUGAUCCACCAGCUCAUGGGCAAUGGAGUCUGGCACUUUGGCGAGACCAUGUGUACCCUCAUCACGGCCAUGGACGCCAACAGCCAGUUCACCAGCACCUACAUCCUGACCGCCAUGGCCAUUGACCGCUACCUGGCCACCGUCCACCCCAUCUCCUCCACCAAGUUCCGGAAGCCCUCUGUGGCCACCCUGGUGAUCUGCCUCCUGUGGGCCCUGUCCUUCAUCAGUAUCACCCCCGUGUGGCUCUAUGCCAGGCUGAUCCCCUUCCCAGGGGGCACCGUGGGCUGCGGCAUCCGCCUGCCCAACCCAGACACUGACCUCUACUGGUUCACCCUGUACCAGUUUUUCCUGGCCUUUGCCCUGCCCUUCGUGGUCAUCACGGCUGCCUACGUGAGGAUCCUGCAGCGCAUGACGUCCUCCGUGGCCCCCGUCUCUCAACGCAGCAUCCGGCUGCGAACAAAGAGGGUGACCCGCACGGCCAUCGCCAUCUGCCUGGUCUUCUUCGUGUGCUGGGCGCCCUACUACGUGCUUCAGCUGACCCAGCUGUCUCUCAGCCGCCCGACGCUCACCUUUGUCUACCUGUACAACGCGGCCAUCAGCUUGGGCUAUGCCAACAGCUGCCUCAAUCCCUUUGUGUACAUCGUGCUCUGUGAGACGUUCCGGAAACGCCUGGUCCUGUCGGUGAAGCCAGCGGCCCAGGGGCAGCUCCGCACCGUCAGCAAUGCCCAGACAGCUGAUGAUGAGAGGACAGAAAGCAAGGGCGCCUGACGCUUCCCCCUGCCACCCUGGGCACCUCCACGUCAGGACUCCACAGCAGACCGUGGGGAGAGACGCUGAGAGCAACCCAAGACCGCUCUGGGAGGUUGUGGGGAGACGGGGUGGUGAGAGGUGGUCACAGACCACUGGGGAGGCUUAGCGCCGGGUUUGGGGGCUCCAAGCAUUAGAAAUCUCCUUCAGAGAGCUGGAUGGACCUUCAGGUUGAACAGACACUGAGCAGGAAGACUGGUUUAAAUGUUCACUGAGCCCUACACCUGCUAGCUCUCACAGGUCUUUUUCCCAAGAGGAGAAGUAGAAGGCUUCUGGCCAAAUUUGUUAAAAUCAGGCAGGGCUGGGGUGUGCACAGCGGUACAGCACAGGGCCCUGGGGAGAUGGGAAAGGUGCCAGAGCCUCAGUGCCCUUUCUUGUCUCUUAUGGGUAGGAUGGAAGGCAGCCUUUCUCCCAAGCUGGAGGAUGAUGAAGAAUAAAGCAUGCGGGCUCUCCAGAUUCAAGCAUCCUGUGUCACUUUCCCUUUAUCUCUAAGCGAUGCAUGUUUCUCUGGGGGGUGGGGAUGGGGCUCUGAGCCCACAGAGGUAAAAGCCCAAUUUGCUGGGAGAUCUACUACCCGGGAAUGACAAGGCUAUCGGGUGGGUGCGGGUGGGGGCUUUGAAAUUAAGAAAAAUGGGGAGGGGUGAGGGGGCUUUGCAGCUGUGAGGACAUUGUCUCCAUGGGGUGCAUUUGUCAGUCACCAGAUCCAGAGUGACACCCAUCAGGGUCCUGCACGUUCAGGGUUCAUUCUAAGGCCUGGAGCUUUGGACAUCAGCUUUUUGCUCCAGCCCUUUCUCUCUGAAGUUAAAAAAAAAAAAAAACGAAUAAAGGAAAAUCUCCACCCACAUCUCUCUGGAUGCUCCUGUAUAAUUGCUUGGGCCUGAGGGUUGGGGGGAAGCAAUGAGGGUGGGUGGCCAAAUAGGGAAGGAGGGGUCUCUUGGCUGUGGAAUCCAGACCUUGGUUCAGGCUGCAUUGUAGGAAGCAAGAAGCAGGGGAUCUGCAUGUCUAAACCCACAGGGAAGAUGACAAAAAUGGAAUUACUGUGAAUUCAUUAAACGAAAAAUUCGCUGCCAGGCUUGUUCUCGGACUCAGCUUCCCAUCUUCUGCUCAAAAGCACUUGGUUGUUACCAUUGCCAGCUGUAACGAGUCCCACCCACCACCUCCUCCGCUGAGUCACAAGUUGCAGGGCUGGCUUCUUGGGGCAGCCUGAACCUGAGCCUGCCUCUUGCUGCGGCUGCGAAGAUCGUGAGCCACGUUGAGCAGGAAGAUUACAGAUGGGGCCGCUGGGCGGCAGCCAAGGAUGCUGCGUCUCAGCUUCUUCAAGAGAAAAGCCCGGAGCCAGGAGUCCUGCAUGAAGACGUGGAUGAGACAGUGGGAGCAAACUAUGCAUCAACCAGAGCUGCAGCCACUCUCUUGAGAUCAUGAAGUGACAAGUACAAGAAUGCAAACCAAUGCUCCAGGGCUGAUGGGUCAGGAAGACCAAGAGAACAUGGGUCCCCAAGGGCAUCAAUGACUUGCUGAACCAACAUCAACCUCCAGGCUUCUAGGUGUGCAAGAAAAUAAAUCCCUAUUUGUUUAAGCAACUGUUCUGUUAACCCUCCUGAUAAUGUCCUAAGCUUCCAACCUAAAUCUUCCUGGUUUAGGAAGUACAGACCCCACCCUAGCUCCACAGAUGGGGCCCAACUGGCUUUAACCAGUCGCUAUCCCAUCUCCGUGUUCACAGUGGUUCAUUCAGGGGAGGUGAGAACAACCAAUGGGAAGUAAGAAGUCAGCCAGGAUUUCUGGGAAGGAAAGUGUUGAUUCUUCUCUGUUUAGAGCUACUGAACAGGGUACCUCCCAACCCCCUACUCUAGACCUGACCCAGGAAGCACACGGCUCCAUGAACUGCCAGCAGCCACCUUGGAGUAAAGCUAGGGUAAAACCUUCCUGAGAAUGAAGCCAGUUCAGAAGUAUCAGAGCUGAAAGAGAGAGGGUGAGAAUCAGUUGACAUUGUUUGGGCCUUGAUCAGCCUUACCUGAAGCUAGGAUGCUCUUGAACUGUAUUAUUAUAGGAGUCAAUAAGUUCCCUUUAUUUUAACAGCUAUUUCAGUUGGGCUUUCUAUUAUUUGCAGUUAGGAAGUCCUGAUAAGAAAGAUAUGAACAUUUUAGUUGCAGCAUUCGAACUCUUAGUUUCAGCAUGUGGGAUCUGAUCCCUCCUGCUGCAACUAAGAUCCAGCACAGCCAAGUAAAAAUUUUUUUAAUAAAAGAAAGAUAUGAACAUUUUAAAGAUUAGGUUGGUAUUGUGGACUGACUUGUCUUUGCCCAAAAUUCAUAUGUGGAGAGCCUAACCCAUGUGAUGGUAUUUGUACAUGGGCCCUUAGGAGGUAAUUAUUAUUAUUCUUUUGGGCUGGGUCUUAUGCCGUGCAGGAUCUUUCACUGCAGUGCACUAACUCUCUGGCUGUGGCUUUCAGACUCAGUAGUUGUGGCACAUUGGCUUAGUUGCUCCAAGGCGUGUGGGAUCUUAGUUCCCUGACCAGGGAUGGAACCUGAGUCCCCUACAUUCCAAGGUCGAUUCUUAACCACUCCACCACCAGAGAAGUCCUCGUGAUUAUGUUUAGAUGAGGUCAUGAGGGUGGGGUUUUCAUGAGACGAUUAGUGCCCUGAUAAGACUCUCUCUCUCCACUCACACACACCAAGGAGAGGCCACGUGAGGACGCAGUGGGAAGGCAGCCAUUUACAAACCAGGAGAAGAGCUCUCACCAGGAAAUAAAUCAGCCAGCACUUUGAUCUUGGACUUCCAGCCUCCAGAGCUGUGAGAAAUAAAUUGUCUGUUGUUUAA